CUUUUUUAUUGCAUUCUUCAAGCACAAGCACAAUAUAAAUUUCAGUUUAAACGAACAUGGUUUGAUGUAGUCAAACUCCAUUUGUAUUCUAAACCCUGAUUGUACGUUUAGGAAUGCAGCGGUCUUCAUACAAUCACCACAUAACUUGUAAACUAAGCAUUUGCUCAUUUUGACACCCUUAUUCAGUCAUUCAUUCGAUGUGAGCACGGCCGUAAAUACAUGCAAUUUUGUUAUUUUGGUUGGCCAAUCAAAGUAUUGUUUGCUCAACGCUUACAAGCUUUGCGUUUUCAAUCGACCUGAUCGCAAGCAGUUGGUGUCAAAUCUGUUUUGAAUAGGUAUGAAUGAGCGAUUUAGCGGAUAAUCUGGACAACCCUUUAUUUGGUCGAUCGCUCAACAGGAACAUGGUUGAAGACUCUUCCAGGCUCAUCAUAGUCGACAACAAACAAAACAGUUUGAGUAUUUGCUUUUCGCAGGGAAUGUGGGCAGCAAUUGGAAUAGGCUUGAAUCAGCUGUAUACGUGCGCAACAGAGUCCAUCAGAUCAUGAAACAGCAGACCAAGCACUGCCUGGAAUAUUGAUAAGAUCAUUGAUAGGCAUAUUAAUAAUGCAUGACUGAAUUGUUCAUGCUUUCCCAUCAACCAACUCAACUAAAAACAUCAACUGUUUGAACAUUCAUUUGUCCUCAGCUAGUCAAUCUUUAAUGGCAUUUGGAGUGUCACCGCAGCAACAGGACUCUAACUCGCAAGUCGGACAGGCUUUAGUCACUGCUCUUAUUGUAGAUUUUGUCCUUCAAUUUGUUGCAUAUGCACUGUCAGCGGUGUUUGCAACUGAGAAAUUGUUCGAUUUGUCUGGUGCUCUUACUUUUAUUGCCUGCACUCUCAUUACCAUGCUGUUAAGAUAUAACCAUGGAUCAAUUGCAUCACUAGGCUUCCGUCAAAUCCUCGUUGGUGUAUGUAUUCUUUUAUGGACAUGCCGACUUGGUUUCUACUUGUAUCGACGGGUUCUUAAAAUAGAGGACAAGAGAUUUGAGCAGUACAAGGCCAGCCCAGUUGCAUUUACAAUUCCCUUUUUUAUGCAGUUUAUCUGGAUUUACCUUACUGCGUUUCCGGUUUUAGUCAUUCUUGCCAACCAUACAAAUACUCAAAAUUAUUUUGAAUGGACUGAUGCUGUUGGUGCAGUGAUUUGGCUUGCUGGAUUUUUAAUUGAAAUCAUUGCGGAUGAAACAAAGUCUGCGUUCAAAUCAACUCAUCCAGACGACUUUAUCUCGACUGGAAUCUGGACGUAUUCUCGAUAUGCAAACUAUUUUGGUGAAAUAACUCUUUGGGUUGGAAUGUUCAUUAUGUGCUGCGGUGGGUUUGUUGAAUACUGGCAAUGGGUGACAAUUAUCUCGCCUCUCUUUAUUAUGUUCCUUAUCUUGUGUGUAAGCGGUGUUCCUAUCUCUGAAAAAAGUGCAAUCAAGAGAUAUGGUCACCGUCAAGACUACCAAGAUUAUGUUGCGAGAACAUCAAAGAUUAUUCCGUGGUUUCCGCGUAAUAUAACAUCGGUAUCUGUUCCAGUCGAAACAACGCAUCUGACAACAGCCGCAGCCAAUGCAACUACUCAACCAACUAUUGACGAGGUCGUAUAGCAGGGUUAAUGGACUACAGUCACGAGACACUAUUUGGAUCUACUCCAAGCAUCGCAUGUUCAUUAAAUUAUUCGGGCCGACUAGUUUAUUUGGGGUUUUUGAUAAACCUGCUUUUUUAUUCAAACUAUUCUCGACUCGCUUUAUAAGCCAUAUCUUCAAGACACAUUUGUUGGUUUUGGUCGCUACAGGAAUAAAUUGUCAUGUAUU
Messenger RNA from Batrachochytrium dendrobatidis JAM81, 1833 nucleotides. RefSeq lists its product as uncharacterized. Gene Ontology annotation, biological process: lipid metabolic process. NCBI's taxonomy places the organism in Eukaryota, Fungi, Chytridiomycota, Chytridiomycetes, Rhizophydiales. The transcript is spliced from 2 exons. Gene Ontology annotation, cellular component: membrane. Bases 700 to 1626 code for a protein of 308 amino acids. The record is from RefSeq and is a predicted model, not a curated record. Gene Ontology annotation, molecular function: oxidoreductase activity, acting on the CH-CH group of donors.